AUGACUGUCAAAAUAUUUGGUCACGACGACAACAACAACAAAAGGAAAAUCUUUCGUACGCGAACCAACCAAGGCAGUGCUUCGUCAACUCAUGUAGUAUCCGACCUUGGUGAGAUCGAUUAUCGCUUGGCAAGAAAAGCGUUAGUCAGAUUUCAUAACAAAGACCGCCACAAGCUAGAUAUCCUAAGACAUCAAUUAUUACCGUGGCUAGCUCGUCGGCACCCUGCCAACCAGAAAGAAAUUUCUUCAGGAAGGAACAUCUUAUUAAGAUGGUGGAGAGCUCUCAUGAAUACAGUGGUUCAUACCGUCUACAAUGAACGGUCAUAUUAUUUUGAAGCUAUACUGGAGAUAAUGAUAAGACCGGAAUUUGUGGAAUUUGAUAGGUGUGGUUCCUCUGACUACAAACAAUGGGCCAACCUGGAUUGUUCCAUCAAACUUACCGACCCUGCUAUGGAAGAAGAUUAUAGAACGUAUCGUUCGCUUUUGUUAAACACAUUGCAAUAUGCUAUUGAUCGUCUCAAUCAAAAAGCCGUAUAUUCCAAUGUCAUUGUAUUCUGCGCGAAAAUAUUUGCACUGAGUUUCUUCAAAAUACCUGGCAUGUCUAAAGCUUUACUGCAGGUCUUGACCUUACCAAAAAGCAUAUACAGGCGUGUUCAAACCGAAAUGGGCUGGUUUGAAGAGUUGUCAAAUUACCGUCAAGAUGUUAUAUCUGUUAUUCCACACCAUCUCCGUGAUUUGAUAUGUGACGAUUAUCGAACAUUAACAAACAAUAUAAAGCUGGGAAAAUCAAAUACACCAAAGCCAAUCGAACAAGCUGGCAAUUGGUUAAGGAGAUGGCAAUCAGACGACAGUGAAUUAUUUUUUGCUUUUUACAAGCAUUACCACAUGGUGCUCAAAGAGUAUCUUCAACCCAUGAAUGCAGGUCUCGGCCAUAGAUCCUCGCAGCACAAUACAGCAAUGCUCUCGGCGGCACCAGCUUACGUAUUUUUAGCUUCUUUCUUUCAAGGAAAAAUCGAUUCCUUGCUUCACCGCGAAAUUAACUCUGUUACCACUAUCGUGCAGUGGGACUCGAACGGUAUACCUAGAGACAACAGUCAGCACCAUCCAGUAGGUAUGGAAGACGAUCCAUCGUUUGAAGCCAAUCCUGUGAUUGGAGGCUCUUCAACAGACGACGGUCGACCCAUCAACACCUUUAUUGCCAAUAGUCCACCGCCACCUGGUGCGAACCAUGGGAAACCGAAAGUGCUUGAGCUGGCCACUCGAAGGUAUGCCGAUUGUGUGGUGAAAUCGGUCCUCAGCUGUGAUCAAGGUACUUUUCAUGGAAUGGCUGACGUGUGGGUACGCACGGCCAUCAAGAGAACAAAGCUAUGUGCUGUCGAAAGCAUAUUUUGUCUCUUUGACCUGCUGGAGAUGAUCGUUCAUGACUUUACGGCCCAUCCUGAAAAGAACGGUACCUUAUGUUCUCUUCCGAUCAACGUCCCAUUCAUCCUGGAAACUAUUCGAACGAUACUUCAGAAUAGCGACCAUACUGUUGCUUUAGUACGAACGCUUUCAUUUGUGUACAAUCAUUUCGAGCUACUGACUAGAGAUCCUGCUUCUGCAAAUGAUCUGUGUCUCGAUACAUUGCUGAACCCGUCUACGUUUGAGCGACUGCUGCUGCAUUGGAGUCGAAAUGUUCGAGUAUUUUUCAUCAGGACUUUAAUAUGGCGUGUAGGCACAAUUUGGAAAGACGCACAAGUCAGCUGGUCGAACAACGGGAUUGUGCCAGACAAUGUCUGUCAACAAGAUCUGUGCUGGUCCAGACUCCAUCAAUCUGGACUUGCCUCUGGAGCGUCCAUCGGAUCGUUUCAUGCCGCUUACGAACGUAGUGCAUUGGAGGCACAUAUUAUUCUUGAAUCUUUAUUAGGCGUUUUUUACACGCAAUUUAACUUUAUUGAAUCAAAGAUUGACGACUUACAACCUGCUGAUAGGCUCAGACUCCUGAGCUCACUAUCUCCCAAAGAUUAUCCCAAACUCGUACUCGCGCCUACUAGAGAACGACGAGCGUCCUUGAUCGAUCAAUAUUCAGAAACGGAAAGCAAGGUCGAAAAGCCAAAGAGGGCAUUGACUUUCAGUCGUUCAACGAAAAAGAAAAAUGGCGGAGACAAGAUCAUGCGAUUUUUCUCCAUGAGAUCAGCCAAAGACUCUCGUCCACCUCUGCCGUCUCCAUCUGCCAUGGAGGGCGCGACCACACCUUCUUCCACCACCACAAGCACGAUCAAAUCAAGCAUUUUGCUCGUUUCCUCAGGAGUGUGGUCUGAAGAAGAUGACAACCAGUCAAGUAACACGGCAGCAAGUACGUCCUCAUCCAACGUGUCAGUGAUGGAACCUAAGAAUGGUGCCUCUACCAAAAACAGUGUCUUUUCCUCCUACAUGUCUCAAACGUAUUUGUGGCGAUACGAAGGCAAGUCCCAUGUCUAUGCCAAAAAGGCUGUAGCAGAAGCCAGCAAUGCCUUGUUGGAAUUUGAAUCUUGGGAGCAAAAGAUGAAGACUCGGUGUGGAGCUGGCAUGCCAUGUCUAGGCUUAGAUUGGCCCAAAAACUGGUCGGAUAAUGGCGGUUAUCAACAGUGA
Umbelopsis ramanniana AG is the source of this 2610-nucleotide messenger RNA. RefSeq lists its product as uncharacterized. The coding region runs from base 1 to 2610 and encodes 869 amino acids. Lineage: Eukaryota; Fungi; Mucoromycota; Umbelopsidomycetes; Umbelopsidales; Umbelopsidaceae. The transcript has 8 exons. The record is from RefSeq and is a predicted model, not a curated record.